Messenger RNA from Vigna angularis (adzuki bean), 2451 nucleotides. Its product is annotated as zinc finger protein ZAT5. Lineage: Eukaryota; Viridiplantae; Streptophyta; Magnoliopsida; Fabales; Fabaceae. The transcript has a single exon. The record is from RefSeq and is a predicted model, not a curated record. Bases 646 to 1680 code for a protein of 344 amino acids.
AUGAUUAAAACUAAAAAAGGGGAUGUUUGAUGAGAAUUAGAGAUGAUGUUAUGAAAGCAGUGUGAUGAGAUAAGAUAAGAUUGGUAAAUGGUAAAUAGUAAAUAGUGAGAGUAGGGAGUCAAUGAAAUUUAAGAAUGAAAGAAUGAAUAAAGAGAGGUGAUAAAGAGGAUGCUAAUAUUGUGCCACCAAGGUUUGGUUGGGGUAGUUUUUGAUUUCGUGAAGUGCGUUGGCAAAGUGUAAGAAAGAGAACCAGUGUUUUCCCUUGUCUUCCAAUCUCUUCACCCUUCACCACACUCUCCAAAUUUGGUCACUUUCUGUUAAAUUACAUUAUCUUUGGUCUAUCUUCUUCUUGAGUGCUAUAUUCUCUCUUUUUCUUUUCUAAAUUUUCCUAUAUUUACUAUCCUAUAAAUAAACAGUUCCAAAACUUGGGUUGCAGGGCUGAUUCACAGUUACUGUUGUAUUGGGUGGCUUUUGACUCCCCGACUUAUUAUAUCCUUCACUCCCAAUCUAUAUUUAAGAACCAACCUCCACUCUUCUUUCUCUGCUUCCUUACAACCCUCCAACCCUCUCUUUCUCUUUCUCUCUCUCUCUAUUUGUUUUUUAAGGUUAGGCUUAGCCCUCUCUUCGGUUGUGUCAGGAAGAAACAUGGAAGCACCAGAGGAACUCUCUCUGGGGGGGUCCAAAGAUCACGCCAACAUUGUCAAGGGGAAAAGAACCAAAAGGGUCAGACCACAAUCCCCUAUCCCCUUCUCUGUCACCGCCAAUUCCUCCACCGGAGAAGGAGAAAGAGAAGAUUGCUGCAAUGUUGAUGACAACACCAACACCAACACCAACAAAAAUUAUGAUAUUAAUAAUAACAACAUCAUCGUCAACAACAUCAACAACAACAACAACUCUCCCACCACUUCCUCUGCAGGAUUACAAGACAGCACGGAUGAAGAGGAGGACAUGGCCAAUUGCCUCAUCCUUCUGGCACAAGGACAAUCUCGGGAAUCUCCAAAACAUGUCGAGGAAGAUGUGGGAAUGAACUACGCCAAGUACAGCAGUAGGAAAUUCUUGGAGGCGGCCACCUUGGGGUCUAGCAGGGCAGGGUACUAUGUUUAUGAAUGCAAGACAUGUAACAGAACUUUCCCUUCUUUUCAAGCACUCGGAGGCCACAGGGCCAGUCACAAGAAGCUUAAGGCAAUCGUGCCCAUUCCCCAAGAGAAGAAGCACCAACACCUUUUGUCAUCGGAUGAGGACGACUUUCAAUUGAAGCCCAACAAUAAAUCACCAUUUUCCCUUCAACUCGGUACAAAGGCCAGUUUGUACAACAAAUCCAAGGUGCACGAGUGCUCCAUCUGUGGUGCUGAAUUCACAUCGGGGCAAGCACUGGGAGGCCACAUGAGACGCCACCGCGCACCGGUUGGGAUCCCCACCACACUCUCCUUCACCCCAUUGACUCUGGAACCGGAAGAAGAUCACCCCAGAAAGAAAAGGAAUGUCUUGAACUUGGAAUUGGAUCUCAAUCUUCCCGCCCCAGAAGAUGAUCAAAGAGAAUCCAAGUUUUCCUUUGCAUCCAAGCAACAACAACAACAACAACAUGGACAGAAAAAACAGCAGCAGCAGCAGCAGCAACAACAACAACCACAAACAAGUCUUGUCUUAACUGCCCCAGCUUUGGUGGAUUGUCAUUACUGACAAGGUUUAGAUUGACAUCUGACAUCGAAACUGUGGCAAUGUGAAAUUUUCGCGAUACAUGUGUUGUCUGUGAUCUGGUUUUUCUUUUUGGUUAAAUUUUUUGAUCCAUACAUUUAUCAAAAAUUACAUUACAUGAUUCUUUUGAUUCAUUGUGGAGUUGAUGGAAGAAGCAUGGUGAUUGUGGGUGAGGUGAGUUGUUUAUUGGAGAAAGUUUUAAUUUGUUCUCUGAAAAGACCUCUCCAAGUCAUGGAUAGCGCAUGUGGGUAGAGUUCUUUUUGAUUGGCGUUUGGCAGAGAAUGUGAUGUGUUAUGACUGCAGAGAGAGGGUGUUGGUAGUGUCCAAAAAGUCUCUGCUUAAGUUUGAUUGUCUCCUCCACAAUAAAACAUCUCCUCCUCCAUGUCUUUCUGUGUCUGUCCCCUCACAUUGGCCAUGGAAAUAGAAUAAAAGUAGGGAAAGCCAGUAAGUAACUCUUAUUCCCACAUGAAUCCUCAACUUGUCCUUUUUCUCCUUUACCCAUAUCUCUCGUUCUAAAUCAUUAUUCUUCUUCUUUUCUCUCUGCCUCUUAAUUGCCUACUCAUUACACCUAAGCAACCCAUCAAACCAUUCACAACCCACCAAAUCUUCAACUUUCCCUUAGAUACAGCUAAUGCUAACUACUACGCAAAUCACACAUUGCUAAACUCUCCCACAUUUUCAAUUUCAUUGCUUUCUUUUCUUUUUCUUCAAGUAAAAAGAACCCUUCAAGAAAACUGAUUACUCCCCAACUGUAGA